This is a messenger RNA of Lachancea sp. 'fantastica', 1563 nucleotides long. NCBI's taxonomy places the organism in Eukaryota, Fungi, Ascomycota, Saccharomycetes, Saccharomycetales, Saccharomycetaceae. The record is from the annotation of a GenBank genome assembly.
AUGGGCCGAGCACAAGCUAUAGAGUUUGGAAUUAAGCAGAUUCCUCAUAUCAUUCCUUUGGAUGAAGAAAGCGCUCGCCAAUUGUGCGAACAAGUCCUAGAAUCGCAGCCUAACGAACCCGACAAGAUUGCCGAAAAACUGAUGGAAAUUCUGGGUUCAGAAGAUAUUUCACUCAAUUUUGUUCUGCAAUUCAACGAGAAAUUGGGUUUGAAAGAACCUCCAGUGAAUUCUGCUGGUCGUUCUGCUCAAAAUGAGCUUAAAAACACCAUUCCAUCUGCUAGACAAGACACUUUAGAGCCUAUAAAAUUGACUAGCAAACCUGCAAUGACUGCAAAGGAAAGCAAGGCGAAAACCUCCAGCUCAGUUGAUCUCAAGGCUAAACAGAGUUCAUCGAAAACUCAAGUUCAGGAAAAAAAGCCCAAAGUAAAUGGAAGAACUAGAAAAUUGCAAAAUCUUCAGGAAAUCGACGAUGUGCUCAAGGUUCUGGAACUAGAAUCCCCAGACACAGACCCUGCCAAAUACGUUUGCAAUUGUCGAGGAACGAGACAUCCUUUAUUUGAAGUUGCUCCCAAUUGCCUUUCUUGCGGGAAGAUCAUAUGCGUUUUAGAGGGCCUUCAUCGAAAUAACUGCACUUAUUGUGGUACUGAGUUGAUGACUGUGGAAGAGACAUCUAAGAUUAUAGACGUGCUCAACCAGGAAAAGCUCGAACUCGCGACCACAAAUGUGCCCGCGGUGCAGGAAAGACCUAAAAAGUCCAAGGCAUACAAGAUUGCUUCAGGGGCCGGUACGAACCUGUUUUCAGAGCAAGACCGACUAUUUCAAAAGAUCGAGCGCGAAAAAGAACGUGAGGCAAAACGCAAAGAAGUCAUGGAAGGCUUGGAACAAAGUUCGGCGGCAGCCAAUAAAGAAGCAGCCGAUCACGAAAAUGAGGACCCAGAAUUGAGGAAUGCACAGGAUCGUCUUGAGAAGCUCUUACACUUCCAAGACACGUCUGAUCAACGGACAAAGAUCAUCGAUAAUGCCAGCGAUUUCAGCAUGAGCAACGACUCGAAUAUAUGGGGCAAUGCCCAGGACCGUGCACUUAUGCUCAAAAAACAGCAAAGGAAUAUUAGAAGGUGGGAAAAGCUGGAACAGGAGCGGAGAGGUAAAAGGGACAAGGUUGUGAUGGACUUAGUUAUAGGCAAAGAUGGCAAAGUAACGAUGACAGAAGCUUCUAGACCUCACAGAACAGCGCAUGCCACUGAUGAAGAAAACAGAGAUGAUAUAAGCGAUGAAGAGGAUCUGAAAGAUCUGGACGAUAUAGCAAACUUGAAAGGCUCGCUGGCUCAAAGCUCGAAGGAAAGAGAACAAAAGCUGUCAUCCAAUAUUUGGGACCCAGUAAAGGAUCGGAAACAGUUCAAAAAACCAGUAUAUACUGGCGAUCAGCAGUCAAGUCAAUUGGGAGUAGAAACGGACGCACUGUCAUCUAAUGAGAAUGAGCAAGGGCAGAAUCGGAUCCAACGGGUACAAGUAAGUCAAAAUGAUGAAAAUUCGCUCGAGCAAAAUAUCUUGGCAGUACUAUAA